CGCAGUGUCCGGAGUACCAUGCCCACCAACUUCACCGUGGUACCCGUGGAGGCGCGGGCGGACGGCGACCAGGAUGAGGCAGCCGAGCCAACCGAGGCGCCGGGCACCCCCGAGGGCCACGAGCCCGGCUGCUCUAGUCCGGCAGGAGAGGGACACACAAGAGAGAGCAGCCCCAUCAUUAACAAUGGCGACAUGGAGAACGAGAGUUUCUUUGAAGGAAAGAACAUGGCACUUUUUGAGGAAGAAAUGGACAGUAACCCCAUGGUGUCCUCACUUCUCAACAAGCUGGCCAACUACACCAACCUGAGCCAGGGCGUGGUGGAGCACGAGGAGGACGAGGACAGCCGGCGGCGUGAGAUCAAGAGCCCUGGCAUGGGCACCUUUAUCGGAGUCUACCUGCCCUGUCUGCAGAACAUCCUCGGCGUGAUCCUCUUCCUCCGCCUGACGUGGAUUGUGGGCGUGGCCGGCGUCCUGGAAUCCUUCCUCAUUGUGUUCAUGUGCUGCACCUGUACGAUGCUGACCGCCAUCUCGAUGAGUGCGAUCGCCACCAAUGGCGUGGUCCCAGCUGGUGGCUCGUACUACAUGAUAUCAAGGUCCCUGGGGCCGGAGUUCGGAGGGGCCGUGGGCCUCUGCUUCUAUCUGGGCACAACUUUUGCUGGGGCCAUGUAUAUUUUGGGCACCAUUGAGAUUUUUCUGACCUACAUCUCCCCGGGUGCAUCCAUCAUCCACGCCAAGUCGCCGGAUGGUGAGGCCGUGGCCAUGCUGCACAACAUGCGCGUGUAUGGGACGUGCACACUGGUGCUCAUGGCCAUGGUGGUCUUCGUGGGGGUCAAGUAUGUCAACAAGCUGGCCCUGGUGUUCCUGGCCUGUGUGGUGCUGUCCAUCCUUGCCAUCUACGCUGGUGUCAUCAAGACCGCCUUCGACCCACCGGACAUCCCGGUCUGUCUGCUGGGGAACCGCACGUUAUCGAGACGCAGCUUUGACAUCUGUGCCAAAGUCCACACCACCACCAACGGCACGACAACCACGGCGCUUUGGGGCCUCUUCUGCAACAACUCCAUGCCCAGCGCUACCUGCGACGAGUACUUUGCCCAGAACAACCUCACGGAGAUCCAGGGCAUCCCUGGCGUGGCUAGCGGCGUCCUCCUGGAUAACCUGUGGAGUGUGUACACGGACAAAGGGGUGUUUGUGGAGAAGACGGGCACACCCUCGGUGCCUGUGCCAGAGGAGAGCAGAACCAACAGGCUGCCCUACGUCCUCACCGACAUCAUGACCUAUUUCACCAUGCUGGUUGGCAUCUACUUUCCCUCUGUGACUGGCAUCAUGGCAGGCUCGAACCGAUCCGGAGACCUCAGGGACGCCCAGAAGUCAAUCCCCACAGGGACCAUCCUAGCCAUUGUGACUACAUCUUUCAUUUACCUCUCCUGCAUCGUGCUCUUUGGGGCCUGCAUUGAAGGCGUGAUCUUACGAGAUAAGUUCGGGGAGGCCCUGCAAGGGAACCUGGUCAUUGGCAUGCUGGCCUGGCCGUCCCCCUGGGUCAUCGUCAUCGGCUCCUUCUUCUCCACCUGUGGCGCCGGCCUGCAGAGCCUGACGGGGGCUCCGCGCCUGCUGCAGGCCAUCGCCCGAGAUGGCAUCAUCCCCUUCCUCCAGGUGUUCGGCCACGGGAAGGCCAAUGGGGAGCCCACGUGGGCCCUGCUGCUCACGGCCCUCAUCUGUGAGACCGGCAUCCUCAUCGCUUCCCUGGACAGCGUGGCCCCCAUCCUCUCCAUGUUCUUCCUCAUGUGCUACAUGUUUGUGAACCUGGCCUGCGCUGUACAGACCCUACUGCGCACCCCCAACUGGCGCCCGCGCUUCAGAUACUACCACUGGACGCUGUCCUUCCUGGGCAUGAGCCUGUGCCUGGCAUUGAUGUUCAUCUGCUCCUGGUACUAUGCCCUGUUCGCCAUGCUCAUCGCCGGCUGUAUCUACAAGUACAUCGAGUACCGCGGGGCCGAGAAGGAGUGGGGGGAUGGCAUCAGGGGGCUGUCGCUUAAUGCUGCCCGCUACGCCCUGCUGCGUGUGGAACACGGCACCCCCCACACCAAGAACUGGAGGCCCCAGGUGCUGGUGCUGUUGAACCUGGACUCUGAGCAGUGUGUGAAGCACCCCCGCCUGCUGUCCUUCACCACGCAGCUCAAGGCUGGCAAGGGCCUGACCAUCGUGGGCUCUGUGCUGGAGGGGACCUACCUGGACAAGCACACGGAGGCCCAGCAGGCCGAGGAGAACAUCCGGUCCCUGAUGAGUGCCGAGAAGACCAAAGGCUUCUGCCAGCUGGUUGUGUCCUCCAACCUUCGGGACGGGAUGUCCCACCUGAUCCAGUCGGCCGGCCUGGGGGGCAUGAAGCACAACACGGUGCUCAUGGCCUGGCCCGAAUCCUGGAAGGAGGAGGACAACCCUUUCUCCUGGAAAAACUUUGUCGACACUGUCCGGGACACCACAGCAGCACAGCAGGCUCUGCUGGUGGCCAAAAAUGUGGACCUGUUCCCGCAAAACCAGGAACGCUUCAGCACCGGGAACAUCGACGUGUGGUGGGUCGUGCACGACGGGGGCCUGCUCAUGCUGCUGCCCUUCCUGCUGCGGCAGCACAAGGUGUGGAGGAAGUGCCGGAUGCGCAUCUUCACGGUGGCUCAGGUAGACGACAACAGCAUCCAGAUGAAGAAGGACCUGCAGACGUUCCUGUACCACCUCAGGAUCAGCGCAGAGGUGGAGGUGGUGGAGAUGGUGGAGAACGACAUCUCCGCGUUCACCUAUGAGAAGACGCUGGUCAUGGAGCAGAGGAGCCAGAUGCUGAAGCAGAUGCAGCUGUCCAAGACAGAGCGGGAGAGGGAGGCUCAGCUAAUUCAUGACAGGAACACUGCAUCCCACUCCGUGGUGGCCACCAGGACCCACGCCCCUUCCACGCCAGACAAGGUGCAGAUGACCUGGACGAAGGAGAAGCUGAUUGCCGAGAAGUUUAAGAACAAAGAGACCAACGUGUCUGGGUUCAAAGACCUCUUCAGCCUGAAACCGAACCAGUCCAACGUCAGGAGGAUGCACACGGCUGUGAAGCUCAACGGCGUCAUCCUGAACAAGUCCCAGGACGCCCAGCUGGUCCUGCUGAACAUGCCGGGGCCCCCCAAGAACCGGCAGGGCGAUGAAAACUAUAUGGAGUUCCUCGAGGUCCUGACUGAGGGCCUAAACAGGGUGCUCCUGGUCAGAGGCAGUGGCCGGGAGGUGAUCACCAUCUACUCCUAACGCUCGGCCACUCUGGAAGCGUGCUGGGUGGCACAGGGACAGCGCCGCGGGCACAGACCAUGGCCUGACCUGCCAGCGUGGCUUCCUACAGAAGUUUCUAGAAUACCAUCGGGCUCUCCUGUCCAGUCUGAGAGCCAGCGCAUGACUGAAGAGGUUCGCUGGAGUCUGGGGGGGUGAGAUGCCCUGGUGCUCGUGGGCUCCCGAGGGAGGCUCGGAGCGCCGGGGACACAGCAGCUCCUUUCUCGAGGGCCAGGCCCCGAAGCCUCUGACUCUCGAGGGACUUGUCCUGGCUGCACCCGCCGUCUGCUGCGGCAGCCACAUUUCAGUUCUUCCCCGUUCAGGACGUUCACAAGAAGCCAUACUUGGACUGAAGUUGACCCUUGGCCAUUCGGGUCCGUUCAUGAAGGUGAAAGGUCAGCCUGUGGCUCAGGGGCACAGGUUCUUCAUCAGCCCCCUGACCCUUUGGCUUUCCUUGUUGGUGUUUCCGUAACAAAGGCAGAGAAGCCAGCUGCACGCCCACCUCCCGGGGCUCAGCCGGGGGGCCUUGUUCAGGUGCCUGACUCGUCGGGAUGUCUGAUCCGGGAACCUGGUUGUUUGGGAACUUGAGGUGGGUUGUCCAGCUGGGUUUGUGCUCCAGGAAACUCCCAAGGGAAAGAACCCCCAGUCGAGGAGCCCUCCGAGCCCAGGUGGGUGCUGCUGGGAACGCCAGCAUCUUAUAAGCACUGGUGGGUCCAGCCCUGUGGGCACCUCCUUUCUGAGACCUGGAAGCGGUCAGUGCCGAGUGUUUAUACCUUCAGAACUGCGAGCACACCACAGGUUUGGCAUCUGACACCCACUGGCUCCUGUGACCUCCGUCCCCACCCUCCACGCCCCGGGGAGGGGCGCCGGGCUGCAGCUGUGGGAGGCCUGGGUGGGGAGGGCACGUGCACUGAGUUGUCCGGCUGAAGCCUGUGCCCCUGCACCGCACGGAGGGCAUGGUGACAGCUGUGUUUAGGGCACUGACUCGGUACCUUUUAGUGAUCCGUAGACUUUGCACUUUACCUUGUGGUCUUUCUGCUUCUGGUCAUGAUCACAUUCACUGUAGAUGCUGCAGUGAUCUGUGCCUCACUUUCUGUGUGGCUUAUUUAUUUGUUUAAACACCUGGAUGUUUCAGUGCUAAUUAAAUUGUCCACAAAGAGGUUGUAUCUGAAAGAGGCCCAGAGGACCAUGGCCGUAGAGUUAGUUCUCAGGCGUCCAUGGUUUCCCAAGAGAAUUGGCCUGGGUCAAGAGUUUCAUGAUGGGGCGAAGACUAAGUGUGCAUUUCCGGAUGUUUCUGAGGAGCCAUCGGGCAGCCUAGAGGGCCAGCAUUGCCAUCAGAGUGGCGACUGGCCAAAGUGUGUGCCAAAUAGCCGCAACCAGUGAGGGGUUGGGGUCCCGAUUUUUGACCGUCCUGGUUCAGCAUGGGGUUAAGUGAAACCCGUCUCACUCACCUGUGCUGAGGGUCCACGUGUCUGUGCCCCGUCCGCCUGUCCAGGGUCUCUGAGCACCACGCAGCCUCACCACACUUUGUAUAACUAACUGCAGCAAGUUCAAGUGGAUUUUGUUUUCCUUUUACAGGUUCCUUGUCUUUGUAUGAUUUUUGUUAGUAGAAGAAUAAAAUUGAAUAAAAUCUAUGUUGA
Molecule: messenger RNA, 4931 nt
Organism: Molossus molossus (Pallas's mastiff bat)
Lineage: Eukaryota; Metazoa; Chordata; Mammalia; Chiroptera; Molossidae
Gene: SLC12A7
Product: solute carrier family 12 member 7
Exons: 24
Coding region: 19-3273 (1084 amino acids)
Biological process (GO): chemical synaptic transmission; potassium ion import across plasma membrane; chloride ion homeostasis
Cellular component (GO): membrane
Molecular function (GO): potassium:chloride symporter activity
Source: RefSeq, a predicted model, not a curated record